AUGCCCGGACCAACAAAGUCCAAUGCCAAAGCGCCAACCACCCCUUCGCGAGCGCCAACACCUCCAUGCACCCCCAUCGAUGAAAGUCCCCGGCGGAGCGUGACACCAGGAGAUGGGUAUCAGCAUUCCGAACUGAAAGAACUCGUAGAAGCUCUUCGCGAAACCAGGGUGGAUUCCACCACCUCCAAACCCAAUCCCUCGGAAGACACUGCAGGUGGGUUUGCCAGCCCUAAGCAAGAUGGUAGAAAGAGACUGUUGAAUAAUGCUUCUAAGUUGAAGCCGCAAGAGCAGGAGAUAUCUUUCUCACGCAACCCCGAAUCUGAAUCGCCCGUGCUUAUGGAUAAAUAUAUGCCAGACAUACCACCCACUUGGAUGGAAUGUGAUCCCAUAUUUAUGGAUAACGAGAAGAUUGGUUUCGAUCCUGCGAUGAAAGAAUGUUCCGAGAUGAGAACACCUAAAGCUAGCAAAGAAAACAUGGAGCAGUCAGGCACGCCGGUUGUUGAUGCAGCACAGUAUGCCUGGGGUGAACGCAAACCGUCACCUACCAGCGCAUUGGCUGAUGCGGACAGCUGGGUUGCUAAAGCCCGCAAAGAAAGGGGAAAACCGGAGAAUUAUGUCAGGGCACGCGCAAUUGCCAACCCCACUGACUCUUUCGAGGGUCUUGCGGAGAGUUCCCAGGCUCAGAACGCUUGA
Blastomyces gilchristii SLH14081 is the source of this 693-nucleotide messenger RNA. RefSeq lists its product as uncharacterized. Lineage: Eukaryota; Fungi; Ascomycota; Eurotiomycetes; Onygenales; Ajellomycetaceae. The record is from RefSeq and is a predicted model, not a curated record. The coding region runs from base 1 to 693 and encodes 230 amino acids. The transcript is spliced from 2 exons.